Varanus komodoensis (Komodo dragon) is the source of this 936-nucleotide messenger RNA. RefSeq names its product membrane associated ring-CH-type finger 11 (gene MARCHF11). Bases 1 to 936 code for a protein of 311 amino acids. Gene Ontology annotation, biological process: protein ubiquitination. The record is from RefSeq and is a predicted model, not a curated record. Lineage: Eukaryota; Metazoa; Chordata; Lepidosauria; Squamata; Varanidae. The transcript is spliced from 4 exons. Gene Ontology annotation, molecular function: zinc ion binding; ubiquitin-protein transferase activity.
AUGAGCGGUGGCGGCGGCAGCCUCGGCGGAGCGGAGCUGCCGCGAGCCCCCGCCCCCCUCUCGGAGCCUCCGCUUGAGGCAGCCGCCGCGAAAGCCACGGGGGUCCCCACGCCCUGGCCGGGCCCCAGCGGCCCCUCCGCGGAGGGCGAUGCGGGCAAGGGCGAGAAGCCCGAGACCCGCUCGGUGUGUAGCAAUAGCAGCGGGGAAGCUGGCGGACUCGGCGCCGGCCCGAUCUGCAAGAUCUGCUUCCAGGGCGCCGAGCAGGGUGAACUGUUAAAUCCUUGUCGAUGUGAUGGGUCAGUACGGUAUACACAUCAGCUUUGCCUGUUGAAGUGGAUCAGUGAAAGAGGGUCCUGGACUUGUGAACUUUGCUGUUACAGAUACCAUGUUAUAGCAAUUAAAAUGAAAAGGCCUUGUCAGUGGCAAAGUAUUACUAUAAGUCUGGUUGAAAAAGUGCAGAUGAUUGCUGUAAUUUUGGGAUCACUGUUCUUAUUAGCAAGUGUAACAUGGCUUCUGUGGUCGGCCUUCAGCCCUUAUGCAGUAUGGCAAAGAAAAGACCUCCUUUUUCAAAUCUGCUAUGGAAUGUAUGGCUUUAUGGAUCUAGUGUGCAUAGGACUUAUCAUACAUGAAGGUGCAUCAGUUUGCAGAGUAUUUAAGCGCUGGAGGGCUGUCAAUCUGCACUGGGAUGUAUUAAAUUAUGACAAAGCUACCGAUAUAGAAGAGAGCAACCAAGGGGAAUCCUCAACAGCUAGGACUUUGUGGUUGCCAUUAAAUGCACUUAGAAGCAGAAGUUUAGUUCAUCCAACACAGCUAACUUCACCAAGAUUUCAGUGUGGCUAUGUUUUGUUACAUCUCUUCAGUCGAAUGAGACCUCAAGAGGAUUCAUCAGAUGACAACAGCUCUGGAGAGGUUGUUAUGAGAGUGACUUCAGUGUAA